Messenger RNA from Mercenaria mercenaria, 2171 nucleotides. RefSeq lists its product as uncharacterized. The transcript has 12 exons. The record is from RefSeq and is a predicted model, not a curated record. Gene Ontology annotation, biological process: mitophagy by internal vacuole formation; mitochondrial protein catabolic process. Gene Ontology annotation, cellular component: mitochondrial outer membrane. Bases 184 to 1824 code for a protein of 546 amino acids. NCBI's taxonomy places the organism in Eukaryota, Metazoa, Mollusca, Bivalvia, Venerida, Veneridae.
UAAACUAAAAACAAGCGUGUAUUACAUGUUUAUAUUUACUAUUAAUAUUAAUAAAUGAUACAUGUAAAUGAUUUUCUGGCAUUACUCAGUCGAUUUAAAUCUUUAAACUUUAUAAAAUUGUGAGAAGAUACCAUGGCAUAUUAAUACUGAUAUAAGAUAAUACAUUGGCAAUUUAUUUUAAAAAUGACGUUCAAUGCAAGAAGAUUGGAGAUAGUAUUAAAGGAGGUGAACGCAGAUCUUGAACAUGAAGGUGUACUUACGGAAAGGUUGACGCAAGAUAUAUGGACUAAGUUGAUGUCAAACUUGAUGCAGGGCGAAUAUAUGAUGGCUGUUCCGAUAAGACAAGAGCUGCAGAUACAUAUAAGGAAGAAACGACCAGACAAAAUCUACACGUUCAAUCAAAUUAUACACAGGCUUGAUGAAAUCUUAGACAGAUAUAUCCCUCCACCUGAUCUGACAGAUAGGAAAAGGGAGAAGAAAGGAAAACAGAAACAAGUACAAAUAAAAGAACCAGUAGAACAUCUCCCUACUGUUGAAAAGGCUCCAGAGGCAAUGCAUGUGGUGGGUCAGAAAUCUCAAUGGCUUCACACGUUUACCCGGAAUAUGAAUGUACAGAUAGAGAGACAAGACGAAAGAACAAAAUCAAAUAGAGAAAUGGCAAUCCAAACUUCGAAAACAGUCUUAAACGAAGCCACCACACAGAUUAAAGGAGACACAUUCAUCGCCACAUCUAGGAAAGAUGAAUCUGUCGAGGCAGAUAAAGAGGAGAAGUACGAAGAAGACGAGAUUUCACGAGAACAGUAUUUUACGAUGCAAGCAAACGAAAGUGUUCUCAGGACAACAAUUGACGACCAGCAGAUGAAAAUUAAGAUUUUGGAAGAAUCUGUAACUCAGCUUGAACGAAAGAAUAUGACUUUAAUGGGCGAAAUACAAUCUAUCGGAACUGAAAAGGGUGAGAAGAUCGACGUGUAUAAUAAGGCGGAGAGGGAAAUAAAGUUUCUCAGAAAUGAGUUGAAGAUAAAGGAGAGAACAUUGCAACUGAGUUUGAUUGAGAGAAACGAGCUUCUUGAUAGGUUAAGCGCUGUAACGUCCACAAAAAUGGCAAAUGGAAACUCUAACACGACAGAACUUGGUGAGGUACUGCGUCCAACCCAAAUUGCUGACAAAUACUCAAAACUGUUUGACAGUGAAUGGACAGACGCGUUCCAUCUUCUAACACUGGAAAUGAAAGAAGAAAAAACUGUUAUACAAUGGUUGCUCGAGAUUCUACAGGAUUCAUACUGGUUUUGUGUCAACACAAACGAGUCACAUACGAAACUGCUUAUUGACAGUUUGCUUCAUCCUUUCAGACGGACGUCUGAAACAAAGGCUGCUGACCCGCAUUGGCUAGAUGAUUGUUCGAGGAAUCUUCUCACUAAUUUGAAGAGAUCGGCCGCAAAGGAUGUCGUGCCGCAGGUGCAAGUGCAAUUUUUCCAAACUAUGCAAAAAACAAAGAAGAUAUACUACGAGGACAAAACUGCAAAGAAACUGAUGUCAUACAUAGACAAAUGUGUAGAGUUAUCCUGGUUUAUGGUGAAUCAAGAUCCGCCUGUGUUUCUUGAUGAUAAACCUCCAAAAGCAGGUGACGAGUUGGACAGAGAUAUUUAUAGAUUUUACACAAAAUCUGGUUCAAAAGUAGACUUUUUGGUGUGGCCAGCAUUGUACCUUGCCAAAGGAGGAUAUUUAUUACUGCAAGGUGUUGCCCAACCCAAACAAGAGGGCAUUGCCUUGAGAAUUGCUUCAUCAAAGUCAGUUAGAUCAUAUAACCAUUUAAACUACGCGUAAAACGAGAAAAAUAUGUAUUAUCAUAAAUUAUUGUUAAAUAAAAAAUGUAUAUGUUGAUAGCAAGCAUGGCGAAAUCUACACCAGUAAUAAAGUUUUGUGAUGUCAUUUCUAUUGCGAAUUGUGCCUUUCACGGAUAUGUAAAUGACUUUUAGUGAAAUAAUGUAUGGCUUAGACAGUAUAUUGGAUUCUUGAAGAUUAGAAACUGCAAUAAAAGUUGAAUUAUUUAAACUAAGUACAUGUAAAAAGGUAAUGUACAAAUAAUAUGACAAAGGGUCUGUCAGACUCCCUUACAAAGGGUCUGUCAGACUCCCUUUUGCUUCGAAGAUAAAAUCUAUGUGCUUGAUAAA